AUGUUGAAAUUUUGUAGCAUAGGAAUAACAUUUCGUAAUUUGUAUUGGUCAUUUUAUGGCUAUCUUGCUCCUUGGGAUUAUAAACUUGUUGUGGGCAAUGCUGGACCUAACCAAGAACCUAUCGAACAUCCACUUACUAAUUAUGCAGGAGAAAUUACAAUUGCAAUAUUUCAUAUUGCUGUUGUAAUAACUUUAUUAAAUUUAAUGAUUUCCAUGUUGGUUCGUACAGCUGAUACAGUUCUGAAAAAUGAAGAUCAAGAAUGGAAGUUUACUCGUUGUCAAAUUUAUUCCGAAUAUUUCGAUUGGUUUACUGCUAUUCCACCACCAUUCAAUCUUAUCUACAAUACAACUUGUGGAUUGUAUAGAUUAUUUUCAAAUAAAUUCAAAUUUGUUUAUCCUGAUUUAUGGAUUCCAGUUCAAAUUUGGAAUCCAUCAGUAAACGAUGUUAUUGAGCAAGAUUUUCUGUAUUUGAAAUUAAUGAGAUUACUGUUCGAGCGUUAUCGAUUCGCUGAAGAAUAUCACUAUCAAACAGCUAUGAAGGAUGAUGCUGAUCGAUUCAUUUAUAAGGAAAAACACACUCGUCCGCUUCUUUCAUUUAUGAAUUCUCCGCCGAUAUCACACAAGAUGAUUACUUACUAG
This is a messenger RNA of Brugia malayi, 639 nucleotides long. RefSeq lists its product as uncharacterized. Gene Ontology annotation, cellular component: cation channel complex; membrane. NCBI's taxonomy places the organism in Eukaryota, Metazoa, Nematoda, Chromadorea, Rhabditida, Onchocercidae. Gene Ontology annotation, biological process: manganese ion transport; calcium ion transmembrane transport; regulation of cytosolic calcium ion concentration. Gene Ontology annotation, molecular function: inositol 1,4,5 trisphosphate binding; store-operated calcium channel activity. Bases 1 to 639 code for a protein of 212 amino acids. The record is from RefSeq and is a predicted model, not a curated record. The transcript has 5 exons.